This is a messenger RNA of Cryptomeria japonica (Japanese cedar), 522 nucleotides long. RefSeq lists its product as uncharacterized. Lineage: Eukaryota; Viridiplantae; Streptophyta; Pinopsida; Cupressales; Cupressaceae. The coding region runs from base 1 to 522 and encodes 173 amino acids. The record is from RefSeq and is a predicted model, not a curated record. The transcript has a single exon. Gene Ontology annotation, molecular function: nucleic acid binding; RNA-DNA hybrid ribonuclease activity.
AUGAUUCCUCCCUCUUUUGGGCAAAAAGACAAUAGGAGAAAGACUGCUAUCUGGUCUCCUCCAAAGCCUGGCUGGAUAAAACUAAAUUUCGAUGGUGCCUCAAGAGGCAACCCGGGCCCUUCAGGCAUAGGAUAUGUAAUCAGAGAUCACACAGGAGCAACUCUUGGGGAAAUGGCAAAGCCAAUCCCCCCAAACACAAACAACAUAGCAGAGUUCAAAGCUUUGCAAUUUGGACUGAGAGAUUGCAUUGACCAUGGUUUUAAUAACAUCCUAGUGGAGGGUGAUUCAGAGAUAGCAAUAAAUGUCGUCAAGAGGAAAACCACUCCAAAUUGGAGACUGCAAGGAAUUCUAGAAAGCAUAGUCGCAAGCCUGGACAAGAUUGACAACUAUGAAGCUAAGCACAUCUACAGAGAAGCAAACUCAGAGGGAGAUGUUCUUUCGAAAUUAGCCGCUCAAGGAUCUUACCUCUACAGUUGGGAUCAGGGGUAUCUGCCUGUUACUCAUGUAGACCAUUGCAAUUGA